Messenger RNA from Lactuca virosa, 2805 nucleotides. The record is from the annotation of a GenBank genome assembly. NCBI's taxonomy places the organism in Eukaryota, Viridiplantae, Streptophyta, Magnoliopsida, Asterales, Asteraceae.
AUGGAAGACGACAAUGCGGAGGAUAUGGAGGUGGAAGUCUUGUCUUCGAUGUGGCCGGAAGACAUUGACGCCGCCGGAAAAAAGUUCAACCUUGAAAAACCAGGCGCCGAUCAAGAUUUAUUAGAGGAUGUCACUUUCAUCGAAGAGCCAACUAUCGUUGAUUUCCAAAGACUGCUCGAGCUCACAAAUUACAGCGAAAAAGGGUCAUCUCAGUUAUCGUAUCUCGUAAAAAACUGGGAAUGGAAACAAGAAAACGCAGUGCGACUUCUAAGAGAAGAACUAGAGAAUUUAAGCAAACAACAACACGAAGUUGAAUUGAAGAAAUUGGAGAUCUUGGAAGAACAUCGAUUUGAAGAUGAUAGUUACGGGGGUGAUAAACGCCCGAUUUCUAUACUCGAUGAAGUUUAUGAGAUUAUUCCAGAUGUUCCAAAACGACGAAAUGAUGUGAUUUAUCAAGAUCAAAGAUUGGAAAUUGAUGGGGAAGAUGAUACAGAUACUGUUAAGUAUUGGAAACAACGAGCUUUGAAUUUGGAGAAAUUGUUGGAAUUAAGCGUGAAUAGGGAACAGAUUUUAUUGGAGAAAUUGGAGGAAAGUAUUGAAAAGCUCGAGAAACAAUCAUCCCCAGUUGAAGAACUUUCGCAAAUCUUGAAAAGAGCAGAUAAUUUUUUACAUUUUGUUCUUCAAAAUGCGCCUGUUGUUAUUGGUCAUCAAGAUAAAGAUUUGAGAUAUCGCUUUAUUUAUAAUCAUUUUCCAAGUUUGGGAGAGGAGGAUAUUAUUGGGAAAACAGACGUGGAGAUAUUCAAAGGUGGUGGAGUUAAGGAAUCCCAAGAUUUCAAAAGGGAAGUUCUUGAAAAAGGAAUACCAGGAAAAAGAGAAAUUACAUUUGAGACCGAAUUAUUUGGAGCCAAAACAUUUUUGAUAUACGUUGAGCCUGUUUUUAGCAAAGAAGGAGAGACAAUUGGUGUGAAUUAUAUGGGAAUGGAAAUAACCGAUCAAGUGAGAAGGAGAGAAAAAAUGGCAAAGCUUAGAGAAGAAAUAGCAGUGCAAAAGGCCCGGGAAACCGAACUCAACAAGACUAUUCAUAUAACAGAGGAGACAAUGAGAGCAAAACAGAUGUUAGCAACCAUGUCACAUGAGAUAAGAUCUCCUUUAUCAGGAGUUGUAAGCAUGGCAGAGAUUUUAUCAACAACAAAACUCGAUAAAGAUCAAAAGCAACUCUUGAGUGUCAUGUUAUCUUCGGGUGAUUUAGUUCUUCAACUUAUAAAUGACAUUCUUGACCUCUCAAAAGUCGAAUCAGGUGUUAUGAAGCUUGAAGCUACAAAGUUUAGGCCUCGUGAGGUGAUCAAGCAUGUACUACAAACUGCUGCAGCAUCACUGAAAAAGAUGCUAAUUUUGGAAGGAAAUGUAGCAGAUGAUGUCCCUAUUGAGGUUAUUGGUGAUGUUCUACGAAUUCGACAAAUUCUCACCAACUUGAUCAGCAAUGCUGUGAAAUUUACUCACGAAGGGAAGGUUAAGAUAAAUCUUUAUAUAAUACCAGACCCAUGUUCAGAAAGUCAACAAAAGUCAGAGUUCGAUAUGGAAGAGUCUGAAUCGCAUGAAAGAGUGGUGUGGAUACGUUGCGAUGUUGAAGAUAGUGGAAUCGGAAUCCCAGAAACCGCGUUACCAUCGUUAUUCAAGAAAUACAUGCAAGCUGGUGCUGAUACGGCUCGGAAAUAUGGUGGGACCGGAUUAGGUUUAGCCAUCUGCAAACAACUGGUUGAGCUUAUGGGAGGAAGUCUCACAGUUUCUAGCAAAGAACACUGCGGAUCUACAUUCACGUUUGUUCUACCCCACAAAAUUCCACAUGCGUGCGAAAGUUCAGAUGAAACCGAUGAUUUUAAAGAUAUGGAUGACAACACAUCCACAGAAGACGAUGAAAAUUGUGGAUUUUUCCAAUUCAAACCCCGGACUCUAGGCUCGUUGUUCUCCUCUAACGGGUCGGGUCGGGCCCACGGGUUAACGGGAACCGAACUCAAUUUUGAAAAGAGUAAUUCGGAGAAUAAUUAUAGCACAAAGUAUGAUUCGUUUGAUCAUGAUCAUCCGUUUCACGAUCCUUGUAUCCAAAAAAACCGGCCCUUGAAUCCGGAUGCACAGAGGAUACAUUCUAACGGAAACUCGGGGGGUAUUUCGGGAAACGUGCAUGAAAAAACCAAAUCAUUGAGGCCGAAGAUUCUUCUUGUUGAAGAUCAUGUUGUGAAUGUGAUGGUAGCAAAGCGGAUGAUGAGACAAUUGAAUCAAGAUAUGGAUGUUGUGAAUAACGGGGUUGAAGCAGUGCGAGCUUUUCAACGUUGUGAUUAUGGUCUCAUUCUUAUGGAUGUAUGUAUGCCGGUAAUGGAUGGUCUUCAAGCUACACGGUUGAUCCGGUCAUAUGAGAAAACCGGCAAUUGGGAUGAAGCGCGGUUAGCUGGAGUUGAGUUAUCUGGCGAUCACAUACCCAAGGAACAAAGAAGGAGAAUUCCCAUCAUUGCGAUGACUGCAAAUGCAAUGUCAGAAAAUGCAGAAGAAUGUUUUGCGAAUGGUAUGGACUCAUUUAUAACAAAACCAGUUACUCUUCAAAACUUAAAACAAUGUCUUGAACAAUAUUUGCCAUAAUAUAUGGCGAUUUGUAAAUAUAUAUAUUUUUUUGUGUAUUUGUAUAGCUAGAAAAGUUUUGUCGUCACCUUUUUAUUUUGUGUAUUUGAGUUGUGUUUUUGUCCUCCAAAUUCCAUUUUUAGAGGGUUUGAAUGGAUAAAUGUCGAGUUACACCUCAUAACAAAAUAAGCUACC